GGGACAGGCCCUGGCUGCAGCCGCCACCGCCGCCCUGUUGGUGCGGUCGCUUCCUAAUCCAGAGCAGCCGCCGCCGCUGCCGGAGCCGGGAGCCCGCGAGCGCCCCGGCCCGGCCCGGCGUCCCCGCCGGAGCCCGAGGCAGCAGCGGAGGAGCUCCGGGCUCUGCCCUGCGCCGGGACUGCUCGGCUGCGCGGCAGCAGGGAGGGUGAAUGAAGAUGGGAGGAGGGGAAGGAGGAGGCAGCGGCGGAGGAGGCGCUGCGGGGAUUGGGAUGCGCCCCGGAGCCCCGCGGCUCGUUCACUCGGGGGCCCGAGACGCCGCCACUGCCGGGGCUGCCGCCGCCGCCGCCGCCGCCGCCGCCUCCUACGUGGUUGCAGCGGAGCGCGCAGGCCGGUCCCGCAGGGGGCAGGGAAGGGGCCGGACGGGCGGAGCGAGAGAAGCAUUGAGUCACCAGGACAGUUCGUUCAAGCUGCAGAUCUGUCUGUCGUCUUUGUCCAACAGUCUCCUCUUCUACUCCCUCUGUAGGGAACUGCCUCACAUGUCAGCGUACUGGGGGAGCAUGAAACCAUCUGUGUUGAAGCUUCAAAAGUAGGGUUCCUGUAGACCCUGAGCAAAACAGAGUUGACUCCAGCCCGCGUGAAUGAGCUUGAAACAGGAAUGCUUGGGGGUUCAGGCCUUUUACACUGAAUCUCUACUGUCACCCUAUCUACUCAAGCAAAAUCGUCAAGAAAAGCUCUGCUGGGAAGGAAGCAACUGCCCGUGGCUUUGCACUGUGAUGAAGGCAAAUGGUACAGUUUUCCAAAGAAAUUAGACCAAAACUUUCUUCUUGAGAAGAAACCAACCUGCUGUUGUCCGAGGGUAUUUCUCACCUCCCCUGUGAAAGGAAGAAAGACAACAUCGGAGCCUGUGGCCCAGCUGCUGAGGGAAGUUUCCAUGGUGAAGUCUCGGGGAGGCUUCCUGGGAGCAGAGCUUAGUGAAUGCUAAUCCGGAGCUGCUACUGCCAGCCUAGCAAAUCCACGGGGAGAUGAUUCCUCAUGAAGGGCCUGGAUCCCCUACAGAAAUCCAAUGUGACUCUCUGUUUAUCAGACUAAAGCCAGAGCCAGCCAGCCAGUGAAACAGCCACCGUGGAGGGGGGACGGCGAAAAAUGAAAUCCAACCAAGAGCGGAGCAAUGAAUGCCUGCCUCCCAAGAAACGUGAGAUCCCCGCCACCAGCCGGCCCUCUGAGGAGAAGGCCACGGCUCUGCCCAGCGACAACCACUGUGUGGAGGGUGUGGCGUGGCUCCCCAGCACCCCUGGCAGCCGCGGCCAUGGGGGUGGGCGGCAUGGGCCAGCAGGGACUUCCGGGGAGCUUGGUUUACAAGGAAUGGGUUUACAUAAAGCACUGUCCGCAGGGCUGGACUACUCCCCACCCAGUGCCCCCAGGUCAGUCCCCACAGCCACCACGCUGCCCACGGUGUACCCUCCUCCUCAGUCAGGGACCCCAGUGUCUCCCGUGCAGUAUGCCCACCUGUCACACACCUUCCAGUUCAUUGGGUCCUCCCAAUACAGUGGGCCCUACGCUGGCUUUAUCCCUUCCCAGCUAAUCUCCCCAUCAGGCAACCCGGUCACCAGUGCGGUGGCCUCAGCUGCAGGGGCCACCACUCCAUCACAGCGCUCCCAGCUGGAGGCCUAUUCCACCCUGCUGGCCAACAUGGGCAGUCUGAGCCAGGCACCAGGACAUAAGGUUGAGCCCCCGCCGCAGCAGCACCUCAGCAGGGCUGCGGGGCUAGUCACCCCGGGGUCCCCUCCACCCCCCCAGCAGAACCAGUACAUUCAUAUUUCCGGCUCUCCACAGAGCUCUGGGCGGGCAGCAUCUCCUCCACCCAUCCCGGUCCACCUCCAUCCCCACCAGACGAUGAUCCCGCACACACUCACCCUGGGGCCCUCGUCCCAGGUGGUCGUGCAAUACAGCGAUGCUGGAGGCCACUUUGUUCCUCGAGAGUCCACCAAAAAAGCAGAAAGCAGCAGGUUGCAGCAGGCUAUGCAGGCCAAGGAGGUCCUCAAUGGGGAGAUGGAGAAGAGCCGGAGGUACGCGGCGGUACCAUCCUCUGUGGAGCUGAGCCUGGGAAAGGCGAGCGGCAAAUCAGUGCCUCAUCCCUAUGAGUCCAGGCAUGUGGUGGUCCACCCAAGCCCAGCAGACUACAGCAGUCGGGACACCUCUGGGGUCCGGGGAUCUGUGAUGGUCCUGCCCAACAGCAACACACCCUCAGCCGACCUGGAGACACAGCAGGCCACACAUCGAGAGGCCUCCCCAUCCACCCUCAAUGACAAGAGCGGCCUGCACUUAGGGAAGCCCAGCCACAGAUCCUAUGCACUGUCCCCCCACACGGUCAUUCAGACCACACACAGUGCAUCAGAGCCUCUCCCGGUGGGCCUACCAGCCACGGCCUUCUAUGCUGGGACUCAACCUCCUGUCAUCGGCUACCUGAGUGGCCAGCAGCAAGCAAUUACCUAUGCCGGCAGUCUGCCUCAGCACCUGGUAAUCCCAGGCACCCAGCCUCUGCUCAUCCCAGUGGGCAGCCCUGACAUGGAUACACCUGGGGCAGCCUCGGCCAUAGUCACAUCAUCACCCCAGUUUGCUGCAGUGCCUCAUACGUUUGUCACCACCGCCCUGCCCAAGAGCGAGAACUUCAACCCUGAGGCCCUGGCCACUCAGGCUGCUUACCCAGCCAUGGUGCAGGCCCAGAUCCACCUGCCAGUGGUACAGUCAGUGGCAUCCCCUGCCACGGCACCACCCACGCUGCCACCAUAUUUCAUGAAAGGCUCGAUCAUCCAACUGGCCAACGGGGAGCUGAAAAAGGUGGAGGACCUGAAGACGGAGGACUUCAUCCAAAGUGCAGAGAUUAGCAAUGACCUCAAGAUCGACUCCAGCACAGUGGAGAGGAUUGAGGACAGUCACAGUCCUGGUGUGGCCGUGAUACAAUUUGCCGUUGGUGAACAUCGAGCCCAGGUCAGUGUUGAAGUUUUGGUAGAGUAUCCUUUUUUUGUGUUUGGACAGGGCUGGUCGUCCUGCUGUCCGGAGCGAACCAGCCAGCUCUUUGAUCUGCCGUGUUCCAAACUCUCCGUUGGGGACGUCUGCAUCUCGCUCACCCUCAAGAACCUGAAGAAUGGCUCUGUUAAAAAGGGCCAGCCCGUGGACCCUGCCAGUGUCCUGCUGAAACACACAAAGACCGACAGCCUAGUGGGCAGCAGACACAGAUAUGCUGAGCAAGAAAACGGAAUCAACCAGGGAGGCACCCAGGUGCUCUCUGAGAAUGGUGAACUGAAGUUUCCAGAAAAAAUAGGAUUGCCUGCAGCACCUUUCCUCACCAAAAUAGAACCGAGCAAGCCCACAGCCCCAAGGAAGAGGAGGUGGUCGGCGCCGGAGACCCGCAAACUGGAGAAGUCAGAGGACGAGCCACCUUUGACUCUUCCCAAGCCUUCGCUCAUUCCUCAGGAGGUUAAAAUCUGCAUUGAAGGCCGAUCUAAUGUGGGCAAGUAGAGACCGUGCCGGCAGCGGAGGCCUGGGCCUCCUUUGCUGUCUGUAUCCAGAUUACUGUACUGUAGGCUAAAUAACACAGUAUUUACAUGUUAUCCUCUUACUUAAGGUUUGAGUUCUAACCUUGUCAUUAGAGUCACACAGGUGUGUCGCAGGAGAAUGGUGCAUUUGCAUUGUCUGCAAGUGUCUGUUGAGGAGCUGGCGGGUGAAGGGUGGUCAGAACCGUGGCUGUGGAGCUCCAGGGUAUCCUAGGUGGCCCUGAAUGUGGCUUUCUCAGCACCUGCCUUCUCCAGCAGCACAGAGCCAAGGGACAUCAGUUCUCACUGGUUUCAAGAGCAAAUUCAGUGGGAAGUGACCUGCAAGGGUGUCUGGGUGUGUCCCUAUGAAGGGGUGUGUGGGUGCCAUGGUGGUGAGUGACGGUCUCUUUUUCUUUGCCUCCCUCUCUCCCUUGCUUGCUCACUCUGGGCAUGGGAUUAGGGGACCUGGGUUUCCUACAUGCAAAGUCAUCCACAUGAACCCAGCUUCAGGGCAUCAUAGGGAGAUAUCAGAGGGCAGAUGGGAAACUAGUCUCAAAGAAUGUGGUUCUCUCCAACAUAUUUUACAAUAAAAAGCAACUUUUAAUCAUAUAUAUAUAUAUAUUUCCCCCCAUGGGGCCUGACUGCACUGAGAUUUUGUUUUUUGUUUUUUGGUUUUUUUUUUUUUUUAAGAGCAGCUGCCACACAUGGGAUUUCAUUUCUGCUUUACCAGUCCAGUGACGUCACCAGGUGUCAUGGUGGGCAGGGAAGUCCUUGCUCAGGUCACUCCUGGUCAGGUGGGUGGCCGUGGGGCUGGGGGACAGAAGAAGCUUCCACACUGGUCACGGCAGUGUUAUGAAAACCAAUCAGGUUAUUUGCAUUGACUUUUGCUCCCAGGAAGAAAAUACAGGCUCCCCUCCUGAGAGAGCCAGGCAGCACUCAGAGCUGAGCCCGCAGCUUCUGUUCCGUCUUUUAGAUCUAGUACUGUUUCCAGUUCAUGACUAUGGACAACUCCGGUGCCACUUUUUCUUUUUUCUUUUUUUUUUUCCCCUCAAUCCCAGCAUGACGUGAAGAAUUAGAUCUGGAAGACGCACACCUGUUACUAUCUCUGAAGUGGUUAAAAAUGCUGCGCAGACUUGUUAACCAAACAUCUUGGUCUGUCAUUCAACCAGUACUGUAUCUAACUUUAAACUCCUUGGCAAGAAAAGACAAACCUAAGUUGCUUCUGAUUUUUUUUUUUUUUUCAACACUGUAACUACAUUUCGGCUCUGCAGGAUUGCUCAUGCCACGCGCCAGCAAUCGAAAGCUCCGGUCUGUCUGGUUUAAAGGGAUGAAUGUGAAUUAUGAAGUAGCAUGUGACAGUAGAUGACCACCACACGGGCACUUGUCACUUUGACGAAAGAGUUAAAGGCGUAUGCAGAGUUGGCAGAGAGACUGAGGAAACACAGGGAGAAAAGACAUUCACUUUUGCCCGGUGUUUUUAGGGUGAACUCCUAAAGAACUUUGCGAUUUGCACAUCUUGAGUUUAUAAUUUGUGUGAUAUUCCUGCAUUUUUUAUCCAAUAACAUUGUGGGAAAGGUUGGGGGGGGAUUGAUCGAGCAUAAAUAAAUGUAGCAAAAUUCCUUUCUAACCUGCCUAGUCCCUAGGCCACUCUUAGAAGAUUCUGUUCCUUUCUGCUUCAUUUUGUCACCUGCCAUAUCUGUCACGAGAAGCCAGAUCUGAGAGUUUCUUCAGAUUCUCUAAGAGUUUUCCAUACAGACAUUUUAUAUAUGUGAGCAAGUGUUUUUUAUUUCUGGGAGAAAAAAGUGUUAAUUUUUUUUUUCAGAAUGACUUUUUUUUCUAUUUGAAAUCAAACUAAGAUUUAAUAUUUGGUACAAAACCCAGAAAGGGUAUUCCAUAAAGUCACAAGUUUUCAUUCCCAGAGAUUAAAAUAUCAUGUGUGGGGUCUGAGUGUGUCUUAAAGUACUUUAAACCAAGUUUUAUAAAUAAGAGAGACAUUUUUAAAUAUUCUUACUUGGUUGCAGCUAACCCAAAUAAGUACUUAUUUGACUCUCCUUUUAACCAUUAAAAAACAGAAAGGACUUCUUCCAUUUCUCAAAUUAGAAAAAAGAGACCGCUCCUCCCUCAUACAACCCAGAUGUUAGCUAUACAGUCUCCAUUCACAGUGGCUCUCAAUGUGACUAACGAUGUUGCUCUGGGAUGUACCAAAAACCUUUGAGUAGGUUCAGAAUAGCUGGCCUCUCCCUAAAAUCCAUUACCCUCUCAGCAUGCUAAGAGAGCUGGGUGGGCCCAUUCUCAUUGCUUAUUUAGUGCUGUGGUUUUUAUUUUCUUUAAUGUUUCUGUUCAGAGACCUUGCUUAAUCUUCCAUAUAUUCUGCUCAGGGCACUUGCACUUAGUAGGUUUUUUUGUUUGUUUGUUUGUUUGUUUUAACCUUUGAUGGUAAGAGGAUUGAAUAGGGGGCUGCCACAGAGGUGCUGUGUGGUACUAUUUACACCAGCUCCUGGGAGCUCAGAAAACACAGACACCACUGUCUGGCUUACUUCAAGGACUGAACUGACUGUAUCCACUAAACCAACACUAAACUAGGCAAACACACAGUUCAGAGCAAUAGGAAUAUCAUAACUUUUGUGGUUCUAUUUCAGGUAUAGGAAUUAUAAAAAUCAUUGGUUCUUCUAAAGCAUUUGUCUCAUUUCAUUCCCUCACUCUUAGCAUGUGCAAUACUUUGUGUGCUAAUAGUGCUCUAUCUAGUUAAAAUUCAUUCCCUUUUGGCUUCUUCCUUGUUCUGUGGGUCGACCUUCCUUCCCCUUGCUGGCCAGAGAAAGACUGGAGGGAUGGAGCAAGGAGAGGCAAGCUGCCUUGCUUUCCCCUAAUAUGGAUGCAGAGUUCUGGAGUAGGGAGCCUGUGUGUCUGUCACCAGGACCCAGAGCCAGCCAUCUGAGGAUCCUGGAGGGAAGCACCACGAAGGUCCAUCACUCUGCACUCUGGGAAGGCCCUCGGCUCUGUAGUGAACCUGGAAUGCAGCAAGGAGGCAGACGGUUCCUAGGACAUGCUCUGGAGCCGUGUGGGCUGCAGUCAACCGAUUUUUCAGUGUCUUCGGUGUCCUUGAGACUUCGAUCUCUGCCUUUGAGCACAAACAACUUAUUGCAUAUGUGCGUGUGUUCUGAGCAUGCCCACCAGUGGCUUUGGAGGGGACCACCUGGCAACCACAGUCACCAUUCCCUUGUGACAGCUUUCCUCUUCAAAUAGGAAGAGCACACAGAGGGAGGGGCCACCUCUGGUUUGCAGACAUUGGUGGGGCCUGAGAGGCUCCCGGAGCAGCUGUGAUCACCCUUCUGUAGGGAGGACAGUGAUGGUUGUGCCAUCAUCAUACAAGGAUCAGCCACACGCCUCUAUACCUGUCCUCUUUGCAAUAUUUACCAACAACUGUCUUUCCUUCUCCUUUUUCCUGCUUUCCAUUUUUAAACAAAUAACAGCAGGCCUUUUGCGUUUACAAUGGAACACAAUCACCAAGAAAUUAGUCAGGGCGAAAAGAAAACAUUACUAAUAAGAAACCAACAAACAAGAACCUCUCUUUCUAGGGAUUUCUAAAUAUAUAAAAUGACUGUUCCUUAGAAUGUUUAACUUUAGAAUUAUUUCAGUUUGUCUGGGCCACCUUGGGGUCAGCAGGGGUGGGGUAGGGAUUGGGGAGAGAAGGCCAUGGAUGCCACUUACCUCAAAUCUUUUUAAAAGUGGAAAUCCAACUUGCAAAUUUUGUUGUUGUUGUUUUGUUUUGGACUUGCAGGAUAAUCGUCUACGUUGGUCACAUUUUGCUUUUCUCAAUUCUUCCAGCUCAGUUUGAGAUGGCCUGAUUUUUGUGGUGGUGGUAACAGAACGUCCUUAACUCUGAAUCCUGACCUUGUAUGUUUUCUGUUAGGUGAGCUUGUUGGGUUCCUCCCUCCCCCCUUUACCCCCACCAGGAAGUGGCAGCAUCCUUCCUUCUCCCCUGCAAGGAGCUCGGUGGAACCUUUCACACCUCUUACUCAGGGAUGGGGCUGGUGUGUGUGUGGAACACAGACGUGUUCAGCAACAGCACUUUGGACUGCUCUGGAGUAGGGUUGUACAAUUUCAAGGAAUGUUUGGAUUUCCCCGCAUCGUGUGGAUUGCUCCUUAGCUACUGCACAGAUUGCAAUAUAAUGCUGCACGUUCAAGACAAACAGUAGCUCCUAGUGAUCAGAAAAUCCACUCUUUGCACAUAGUUUGAUCUUUACUGAAAUAUGUUGCCAAAAGCUGUUUUUGUUGUAGCUUUGGAUUUUCCUUUUUUUUUUUUUUUAAGGAAACAAUUGACAAUACCCUUUAACAUCUGUGACUACUAAGGAAACCUAUUUUGUAGAUGCUUUUGAAGACACUACCACCUAUUUCAGACAUGGGUGAGGAGGCAGAGCUCUUGGGAUAGAAAGCCAGACUUUUUGAGCUGAGGUGGUUGGCAUGGCAACUGUUUCCUGAGCCACAAGCAGCUCAACAAACUGGUCUGUUCUCUCCUGGAAACCCUCUGCACUUCCAAUUUCCUAGUCCGCCCCUCUUUGACUCCAGGGGAAUACAGGGCCUCAGUCUCCAGGGCCCAAUCCAGUUUCUUUGGCGGUUGAGAUGAAAGGCAAGAGAAUUAUACUUGGUUAUUUUUUAAAAGUGGAGCAAAGGCCUUUGCUUCUAUGGUUGUGUUUUGAACCCAGAAUUUCUGAAAUAGAGAAUUUAAAGAAAAAUGGAGUAAUAACUAGAGAAUCUACUUUUUUAUAAAGCACAUACGUAUGACCUAUUGUGUUGGGUUGGUUUCCUCCCUUUUCCAUGGACAGUGCUGUAUUUCUGUUCCUAUGGCAACUCCAAACAGUUUGCACAUCUCUACUCUGGAGCUGAGAUUCCUUUCACAUAGAUGACCUCGCUUCAAAUGUUACCUUACUGGUAGGCUUUUUUCUUGUAGCACUAUACCUUGUGGGAAGUUUUUUUGUUUUGUUUUAUUUUCUUUUCUUUAAAGUACACCUAAUUUGAGUAGCCAAAGGGGGGGAAUUUUUUUUUUUUGAGGCACUCACUUUGGGGAGUACAGAUAAUUUUUUUAAAAAAUUGCACAAAAGAAAAAUGAAUGUUGAAAUGAUUCAGUGUUUGAAAGAGACAGAUCUGUUGAAACCAUGAGUUUCAUAUUUUGUGUGUAAAAAAAUACAAAACAGAGGAGGGUUGAAAGUUACAUGUUCUGGGGUUUUAUUUUUCUUGUAUAUAGAAAUUUGUUGUCUUGAUGAUCAAAUUUGUAUGGUUAUGGCCUGGAAGAAUUAUGACGUCAGAGGCUCUUCAACUAUACUAUACCUAUGCUUACUGUUCUGUUUUGUUACAUGCGGCUCUUGUGUGAAGGAUGGGAAACUGUAUUCCACUAUUUGAGGAUACUGUCUGUCCAUUCCUAGGCCGGAAGUACUUCUCUAAGUUCCCUUCUCAAGCCAUUGCAACUUCUUUUCUUUGGAUGAUGUUUGACAUUUCAGCACUUCCUGUUCCUAUAAACCCAAAGAAUAUAAUCCUGAACAUGAAGUGUUUCUAUAAGGGAUCCUCUUCCCAGUAAGACAGGACUCACAUGGGGACAAAAAAAAAAAAAAAAAAAAGUUUAGCUUGCCUUCUGCCUCCCACCCCACACCUCAGUUAAAUGGGGGUAAAACAUCACUUUCAAUUAGAAUGCCUGGCUUCCAUUUUGAUGUUUAUCAAGUAGAGGCCAGAAGACGGCAGAGCAGUUUCUCAGAGUUAGAUUCCUGUUCAACAGUUGAGCUGGGUGGUUCAAAUUGCACAGUUUAGGGGCAGUAAUGGACCCUAGCUUUGAAUCUUAAAUUUGGGUUUGCAUCCCCUCCUUUACUGUGCAAGUUCUGGUAGCUGACAUUCACCUUGGCAGAGGCAGAAGGGGGACAGUGGCUGAAGGGGGACAGUGGCUGAAGGGGGACAGUGGCUUCAGCGUUUCACAUCCUGACACUUGCCUACGGGAGCUUCACCUGUACUCCCAUGAAGUGGGUUUGGCCAAUAGGUAGCAUCUACAAGAACGCACCAACACUUUGUAUCUGAAAGGACUCAAGUCUUCCACUACAGAUCACUUGGAGACUCCAUCCACUCAUGUUUUCUUGUUCCUUUGCUGUCUGGAUGGCCAAUCUGAAGGCCUGUGUGGAAAGCACUGUUUACAGUGACCAUUACUGAGAUAACACCUUGUCCCCUAGACUACCCAGCUGAGGUGACAGAGUUUUAGAACUGUUGUCUUGAGAGAUCAGUUACCAAGAACGAUGGUGCAUAGGUUUCUCUUGGUUCUCACACGAGCCACCUACGCUGAAGUUAUUCUCUAGACCAAGAGUGGGAUGAACUGUUGAGUCAGUGAGGCGUAACCCUGACAACCCACCAUGGUACUGGUCCUACUCUGGGACUACUGCCCCCUCCCCCACCCACACUGCUCAAGUGUAAUCCCAGGUGGUGUCAGCUGAAAGGGGGUUGCAGUGGAGUCCUGUCAGUAUUUGUGGUGGCCUUUCAAUAAGACAGUCUUCAUCUCUAACCAGUAGAGUCUUAGCCCUAAAGAACCUGAGAUCUGAACCAGUGAGAAGGUUUUCACAUCAGGUUCCCAAACCCUCCAAUAUCUAUUUGUAUGCCUCCCACAGGCCAAGGGGAAGCAGACACCAAAACUUGGGCUGAGGGUACUACCAUGUGGAAAACUAGGGAAGAAAAAAGUUUUUUGCACCUUAUUGAAAAGAAACUUUUAAGUGCAUACAUAGUUAAGAGCUUUUAUUGUGACAGGAGACCUUUUCCAUAUGCGUGCAUACUCUGUAAUUCCAGUGUAAAAUGUUGUACUUGCACUAGCUUUUUUAAAACAAAUAUUAAAAAAAUGGAAGAAUUCAUAUUCUAUUUUCUAAUCGUGGUGUGUCUAUUUGUAGGAUACACUCGAGUCUGUUUAUUGAAUUUUAUGGUCCCUUUCUUUGAUGGUGCUUGCAGGUUUUCUAGGUAGAAAUUAUUUCAUUAUUAUAAUAAAACAAUGUUUGAUUCAAAAUUUGAACAAAAUUGUUUUAAAUAAAUCGUCUGUAUACCAGUACAAGUUUAUUGUAUAAUACUCGUACUAAUAAUAAAAUAACAGUGCCAAUUGCAAA
Messenger RNA from Onychomys torridus (southern grasshopper mouse), 10654 nucleotides. RefSeq names its product ataxin 1 (gene Atxn1). Gene Ontology annotation, molecular function: protein binding; RNA binding. The transcript has 8 exons. Gene Ontology annotation, biological process: negative regulation of transcription by RNA polymerase II; nervous system development. The record is from RefSeq and is a predicted model, not a curated record. The coding region runs from base 1144 to 3519 and encodes 791 amino acids. Gene Ontology annotation, cellular component: nucleus. NCBI's taxonomy places the organism in Eukaryota, Metazoa, Chordata, Mammalia, Rodentia, Cricetidae.